Odobenus rosmarus divergens (Pacific walrus) is the source of this 546-nucleotide messenger RNA. RefSeq names its product immunoglobulin iota chain-like. The record is from RefSeq and is a predicted model, not a curated record. NCBI's taxonomy places the organism in Eukaryota, Metazoa, Chordata, Mammalia, Carnivora, Odobenidae. The transcript has 2 exons. Gene Ontology annotation, biological process: immune response; immunoglobulin production. Bases 1 to 546 code for a protein of 181 amino acids.
AUGGCCUGGACUCUUGUCUUCCUGGGGAUGCUCUUUUACUGCUCAGGGUCCCUGUCCGAGCCCGUGCUGACCCAGCCGCCCUCCCUCUCUGCAUCUCUGGGAACAACGGCCAGACUCACCUGCACCCUGAGCAGGGUCAUCAGUGUUGGCAGCUCUAACAUCUACUGGAUCCAGCAGCAUCCAGAGAACACUCCCCGGGAUCUGCUGUACUACCCCUCAGACUCCGAUAAGCACCAGGGCUCUGGGGUCCCCGGCUGGUUAUCGGGCUGCAAAUAUGCCUCGGCCAAUGCGGGGCUUCUGCGCAUCUCAGGGCUGCAGGCCGAGGCCGAGGCGGACUCUCACUGGGCUACAGCUCACGGCAGUGGGAGCAGCCACCGCUCCUCCCAGCGUCUCAGAGAAGGAGGAAGUGGGUCUAAAACCUCUGGACCCACGGAUCUUGUUUCUGAGCCGCUUUUCAGUAAGAAACUUACCUGGAGAGACAUGGCGGGGUGGUCUCUUCUGCAUGACGAUCUAUCCGUCAACAGGGAAAGAGGAAGAGUCAUGUAA